Molecule: messenger RNA, 1121 nt
Organism: Elgaria multicarinata webbii
Lineage: Eukaryota; Metazoa; Chordata; Lepidosauria; Squamata; Anguidae
Product: TLC domain-containing protein 5-like
Exons: 3
Coding region: 1-594 (197 amino acids)
Cellular component (GO): membrane
Source: RefSeq, a predicted model, not a curated record
AUGGUGGUCACCAUAGUACUCCGAGUGGCCUUCAGCCUGAUUGGCUGGUUCUCCCUCUACAGCUGGUCUUGCCACUGGUACAAGAACCGCACCUACGAGUGGAGCUGCCGACUGGUUACUCUGACUCACGGGGUCUUUGCCACCUGCCUCUCGGGUUACAUCUGUUUCAUUGAUGGCCCGUGGCCUAUGUCUUAUCCAGGGUCUCCAAAUACCACGCUCCAGGUCCAUGCGCUGUGUAUGAGCUUGGGCUAUUUCCUCUUUGAUCUGGGCUGGUGCGUCUACUUCCAGGCAGAAGGGGUGUUGAUGUUGGCCCAUCACACCGUCAGCAUUCUGGGCAUCACGGUCUCCAUUGCCCUGGGCGAGUCAGCUGCGGAAGUCAACGGCGUCAUCUUUGGCAGCGAGAUCACCAACCCGCUCCUGCAGGCCCGCUGGUUUCUCCGGGAGAAGGGUCUCUAUCCCGGUUUCACAGGAGACGUGGUGGAUUUCCUCUUCAUCGUACUCUUUGCUGGGAUGGGACUUCCUCAUACAAGAGAGUUGCUGGUCUUUGCCCCCACCAACCUGAACAAAGCAAAUCUAGGCUCUCCCAACCCCUAAAGCCCGAAAAGUAAAUGCAAUAAUCAUUGUGUGCGUUUGUGAAGUUUAUUUACUUAUUUAUUUAGACUAUUCCUAGACCCCCCCUUUAAGGGCAAAAGCUCUGCAAAAGCAGCUUACAUAAUCAAAUCCCAUACUAUCAUAAAACAGCAAAAUGCAUAAAAUCAAGUUAUGCAAGUCUGGAUGGAGCUCUUUGUUAAGUUUUGGUGUCUCGGUACAUUGUGUGUUGAGGGUUUUUAAAAGCAUAGAUCUCCCCCCACCCCCCCCCCAAAAAAAACACACCUCCCCACCCUGCCCCCAGAGUCUGUGAGAUCUAUGUACAUUAGAGGCAUGCAGGAUGGAGGUCAACGUGCACAAGGAAAAGGCUGAGCCAAGUUCUUAACUUGACAUAAUCACUAAUCCACUGGCUCAGAGAGGUCACUUGAGCUACUCUGAUGCUUUGGAGUGGCAGGACUGAAUCUGUGACGUCUGGUUGCUGCCUCCCCUAGAUAAGAACAGCCCAAGUGUGGCCAGGUGCAAGAGAGCAAUCU